Labeo rohita (rohu) is the source of this 2340-nucleotide messenger RNA. It is a transcript of the gene rbm42, whose product is annotated as RNA binding motif protein 42. NCBI's taxonomy places the organism in Eukaryota, Metazoa, Chordata, Actinopteri, Cypriniformes, Cyprinidae. The transcript has 11 exons. Gene Ontology annotation, molecular function: mRNA binding. The record is from RefSeq and is a predicted model, not a curated record. Bases 177 to 1382 code for a protein of 401 amino acids.
CUGCGCAUUCGCCGAAGAAGGACCAACGAUUCGUGUGACGUAUUUCUUCCGCGCCUAGGCAAGCGGUAGCGUUGAGGAAAACAAAUGAUCUAAUUUUGUUCAUAUGUCUUUUUAUUGAAUUCCUGCAUAUAUACUUGAAUUUCUUCAUCAGGACAGAUUUCACGAAGACGCUCAGUAUGGCGUUAAAAUCUGGAGAGGAGCGCCUGAAGGAGAUGGAGGCAGAGAUGGCGCUGUUUGAGCAGGAGGUGUUGGGAGGACCUGUGGCACCUACAGUUGUUGAAGCUGUGCCAGUCGCUCUGGCAAUGCCAGCCGUACCCAUCGUCAGGCCCAUCAUUGGUACAAACACCUACAGAGAGGUCCAGCAGAGUUUGGAGGCAAGAGCUGCCACUUUAGUUGGUCCACCACCUGCAUUUGUUGGUCCUGCUAUGCCGGCAGUAGCGCCUCCUCCAAUGAUGCGUCCAGCAUUUGUCCCGCACGUCUUACAGAGACCAGGGGGUCAGAGAAUGCCAGUGAUGCGUGGUCCACCUCCUCAGGGUAUGAUAGCGCCUCCUCUUCCCAGACCUCCACCUCCUCCACCCAUGAUGAUGGCUCCUCCUAUGUCAGGACCUCCUCAGCCCCCUAUGGCUCCAGUUGGACCACCCAUGGGACCCAUGCCACCAGUUGGAGGCAUGAACCCCAUGACUUCAGCACCACCACGGCCCAUGCCUCAGGACCCUCCGAAAAUCAGUCCCAGUGUUAUACAGGCAGCCCCUACUGUUUACACAGCGCCUCCUGCACCUAAGAGAGCUGACCUCAAGAGCCAGAAACAAGCACGCAUGGAGGAGUUGUCAGCGUUGGUGGCGGAGCAACAGGCUGCAGUUAUGGCAGCUGGGCUGCUGGACUCAAAAAAGGAGGCAGUCAAUGAUGACAGCGUGAUCGGACCGAGCAUGCCGGAGCCUGAGCCUGCACAUGUGGAGCCUCCUGAUACUAGCACAGAAGAUAAGAAGAAAGGAAAACAGGAAAAGGUCAAGAAAUGCAUCCGGGUAGCAGCUGGUGUCACAUGGGAGGACACCAGCCUAUUAGAGUGGGAAUCAGAUGAUUUCCGGAUAUUUUGUGGUGAUCUGGGAAAUGAAGUGAAUGAUGACAUUCUGGCGAGAGCAUUUAGCCGUUAUCCGUCCUUCCUGAAGGCGAAGGUUGUUCGAGACAAACGCACUGGGAAAACAAAGGGUUACGGCUUUGUGAGCUUUAAAGAUCCCAAUGAUUAUGUGCGCGCCAUGAGAGAGAUGAACGGGAGGUAUGUGGGAAGCCGACCUAUCAAACUGAGAAAGAGUUCAUGGAAAGAUCGCAAUCUGGAGGUUGUGCGUAAGAAACAGAAGGAGAAAAAGAAGUUGGGACUGAGAUAAUCCAUCUGUAUUGAAACUGUGGACUUUAUUUUGUGUGUGUGUCACCCAGGACCUAUGUAAUGGAGUAGAAGUCACUCAAGCUCCUGCAGUAGUUGCAAAUAAACAAGCGUCAGCUUCUUAUAUGGCCCUUAUAACUAAUAAAUCUACAUUUAUUUCCAUGUGUAUUAUCACACACUGACCUCUCCCCUUCUCUCCGCAUGCUGAAAAAUCACACAAAUUCUUUCACUUGUUGAGAGUUUUUUUUAAACACAUAAAGUGUGGUAAUGAAACUGGCUUGGAUGUUGAAAAUGUUGGUUUUGUUUUCUUCCUCAAUUUCUCACAGAAGCAACUAAGGUUAAACUUUAGGAAGGCAGUUUUGAUUUGUUGCUAUAUAAGUUGGAUGUUUAAAGUAGUAUGUGUAAAAAGGCAAAUCUUUUCAAUAAACUGAGGAGUUUCUUUAGUUUAAAUUCUUACCUGUUUUAUAACAUUUCAAUUCAAAACAUUCAACUCAACUGAUUAUUCUGAAAACAACCAGCAGGUGGCAUCACAAAGUUGUUAUUUUGUACUGAAUGGUCUAUAUUUUUUAGAACAUCUUGUAAAUGUUAUUAAUGCAAGUCAAAUGCACAAACACAAUUAUAAAAAUACCAUUUCUGCAUUAGUUUGGAAAAGCUCUCAUAGUUACUGGUAGUAGCUAACUAGAUGUUUUUUUCUCCUAACCACACACGCCCACUUGCAUGUAUUUCUAAAAGACUCAUUUCCUAUAGCUGGUGUCAAAAAAAAGCAGAAAUGGCUCGUCCAUCAACCUGUCUGACAAACAACUGAGAAUAUACACACAUCUCAACACCAAGAGAAAAUGCAACGUAGAGCCACAUGUGAGUUUUUAAUUCUUAAUCAAAAUUAGGACAGCUCUUUAUUUGAAGUUUAAUGUUGUCAGAUUGUUUUCAGGAACCUGAUUAAAAAUAUACUUGUGUUGUGUAAA